AAAUAGUUAUAAAAAAAAAAAUAACAUUCUUUUCUAAACUGAUAACAAAGGAAAAUAACUACACAUAAAAUGGAUAGUUAGCAAAUAACAAAAGAUGAUAAAGAGAUAAAAAAUAAAUAACUACACAUAAAAUGGAGCGGAGAGAGUAUUAAGUACCACUCGCCCAAAAGCUAUAAAUCAGCCCCAUUUACGAUUCACACCUUAGAUACUACUAUAAAUAGGAGUACUAAACAAACACACCAAAGACUGAAUUUGCCUUCAAAUUCUUGCUUUGGUUGACCAAGAAACUCAAUGUUAUGGGUCUUGUUUUAGCUUUCCGCCAGCAGACAAAAGAAAAAAGGAACAACUUUCAAAUCCCCAAAGAGCAUGAUGAGUAGUGGCAAGUGUGUAUACUUCCAAUAACACUGGCUCCUACUUCAUGCUUUUCUUUUCUCUUUCUCUUUAUAAUUGUCGGCCAGCUUGUGCGCACCUUCAUUAAUUUCACGAGCAAUCAUGCUUUUCUUCCCUAUAUUAAAAUCAGGUUCAUUUGUCCUUAAAUCAACAGAGCUAGAUAUUAACUGCGAUUGAUCAGAUACUGGCGAUGCUCACGGAUUCCAUAUGAAAGUUGUAAGGUAAAAAAAGGCAGUCCUAAGCACUAAAGCUUCGCGUUUCAUAAAAACAACUCAUGGUAAUGGAAAUUAUAGUCUCCGUGAUGUUGCUGUUAGUUGGGAUAGCUGCUUUGGUAUUCAUUCAUGUUUGUAUAGUUGGGAGAGCUUUCAGGGGCAGAAAUGGUAUAAAUGGUGACAUUUUCAACCCAAGAAAUCUGAAGAGACAUACAACUAGUAUGUCACAAGAGGACAUUAAGAAAUUGCCCUGUUUUGAUUACAAAUUGGAAGUUGAGAAAGGGAGUAGUACAAGCCCAGUGGAUUGUGCUGUGUGUUUAGAGAAUUUCAAGGCUGGUGAUAAGUGUAGGCUGUUGCCCAAGUGCAAUCACAGUUUUCAUGCUCAGUGUAUUGAUUCUUGGCUACAGAAAACAGCUGUUUGUCCAAUCUGUAGAGCAAGUGCUAAAUCACCAGUAUUGGAAAUAGAGGAGCAAAGCAAUAAUUCUACUGAAGAAGUUGCACUUGAAAUGACUUAAAGGUUACAAUUGUUUUCUUUUUUUGUUGGAAAGUUGGGACUUGGGAGUAGGUAGUAUUGUUUGAAUCCAUGAUUCCGUUCUGUUCUGUUCUGUUCUGUUCUGGGAGAGAGCUAAAAGGUGGUAGAUUUACAUCAUAAAUUGUGGGGAAUUUUUAAAGAGAAAAGUUUUUAUUUCCAGAUAUUUCUUGCUAGUGGUGAUUCCGUUUCCAUAGCCAUGUAUAUUACUUAUUUUCUUUUUUCCAAAUUGUAAUGAUUUGUUUCAUUGUAAUUAAUGCUACAAUACUUGUCAGCUAUUCAA
Capsicum annuum is the source of this 1414-nucleotide messenger RNA. Its product is annotated as RING-H2 finger protein ATL39. The record is from RefSeq and is a predicted model, not a curated record. Lineage: Eukaryota; Viridiplantae; Streptophyta; Magnoliopsida; Solanales; Solanaceae. The transcript has a single exon. Bases 665 to 1117 code for a protein of 150 amino acids.